This is a messenger RNA of Culex quinquefasciatus (southern house mosquito), 1985 nucleotides long. Its product is annotated as protein CNPPD1. NCBI's taxonomy places the organism in Eukaryota, Metazoa, Arthropoda, Insecta, Diptera, Culicidae. The transcript is spliced from 4 exons. Gene Ontology annotation, biological process: regulation of cyclin-dependent protein serine/threonine kinase activity. The record is from RefSeq and is a predicted model, not a curated record. Gene Ontology annotation, cellular component: cyclin-dependent protein kinase holoenzyme complex; nucleus. The coding region runs from base 200 to 1534 and encodes 444 amino acids. Gene Ontology annotation, molecular function: cyclin-dependent protein serine/threonine kinase regulator activity; protein kinase binding.
CUCGGGUGGUGGUCGCAUUUCAGUCGCAAAAACACGACCUGCUGCUGCUGGUUUGCUGGAGUGGCGUGUUUUGGUCAAGCAAUUUUCUUUCGCGAAACGUAAAAUUUCUCUUUUUCCGGCCCGAAUCUAACCGUUUUCCCGUGAAAUUUCGUGCAAAUCGUGCGCUCCGUAAUGUGCUAGUGGAAAACACUGUCGAAAAAUGAUCGAACACGAGCAGCCCGCUAUAAAUAUCACCGAUAAUAAGGUGAUCGAGCAUGAGGAGUUCCUCAACCGGAUCAAGAAGACCCUGUACUAUGGGUCGUCGACUUCGACGGUCAAGUGCACCAUGAUCAGCCGCCCGUUGGCCGACUAUGCGGCGGAGAUUUUUUCCGAGUCACAUCGGGGACACUCGCUCAGUCGGCUCAACUUUGUCACCGUCGGCAACCUGACCGUCACGCCCUGCUCUCUGAUUCUGGCCAUGAUCUACCUGGACCGGCUGAACGUUAUUGAUCCGGCGUACGCCCGCAGAAUUACGCCGUCCGAACUUUUUAUAGUAUCAAUGAUGGUCUCAACCAAGUUCUACUGUGGCUACGACGAAGACAUCUACUUAAGUGCCUGGGCCGAUUCCGGAAGCAUGUCGGUGGAUCACAUGAAGCAACUGGAACUGGAAUUCCUUGACGCUAUAGGCUGGAAGGUGUACGUGUCGAAUCAGGAGUUUUUCGAGAAGCUCAAAUCCGUCGAGCGCGUGCUCGCCAAGCGGCAAGGUCUGGCCCGCGGGUGGCUCACCUACACCGAGCUGAUCAACUUCAUCCCGACGCUGGCCCUGGCCAAGCAGAUUCUCAACUACAGCACGGUGCUUGCGCUGAGCUACACCGCUAGCGUGAUGACCAUUGCCGGGGCCUUUUUCUUAGCUAGUAACAUCAACGUACCUGGAAAUGUGUUAUUCCGCGGUGCCGCGACCUCAACAGCUCAACCGUCGCCGACGACAGCCGGAAUUAGCGAACUGGGCCAGCAGCAAAACUGCACCGGUGACAUUGGGCAGCAGCAGCACCACCAGCCAAUUUCGUCGGAUCAACAACAAUCUCUUACUUUAGAAGACUGCGAAUGCUCGUUGCAGAAGGCUAUCGAGAGCGUCCAACUGCUCAAUCGUGCUUACUUUAAUGAAAAUUCAAAAUUCGAACAACAUCACUACAAGGCUGAUUUUAGACAAUUCCCCAACUCAAUACACUUUGGACCGGUCAUCGUGAACCCGGGUGUGGCCAACGUCGCCUCCAGCUGGAAGCAUUUCCGUCUGCUUUACCCGGCAACGCUGUCCGCCGGAAACGGCGAAGACGACGGCGAUGGCGAUGGCAAUGAGACCGCUGCGAACCGAAACUGCACUUACGAUGAAUUCAUUCCACUGCUGACAUCACACGGCACACGACUGCAAUGCGAACGAGCGGCCAACGGCGACCCGGCAACGACGACGACGACGACGACGACCUCUUCCGGGCCCAUUUACGAGAGCUACAAGCGAACCUUCGAAAUGUUUAGUUCUUUUCUAAAGUUUUUGUGAGCAGCGAAAACUUUUUUUCUCUCCCAAUUGAAGAAGAAACUAAAUUUCAUUUGAUUUUUUUUUUGUAACUAACCCCUUUUUACGAUAUGUUUUUAUUAACAUUUCCGAUAAGAAUCCUGAUACUAACACAAUAAAAAUAAAUAAAAUAAAAAAUCACAUAAAAAUAACCACUAAUUAAAAAAAACACAGAAAACGACACCAACCGUAGUGGGAUGGUGAUUUAUUUCGAAACGAAAUUGCAGUUUUACUGAAAAAUAUCAGACGAAAACAUAACAAAAUGUACCUUUUGAAGCAAUAAUUCCAAUUGAACUAAAGUACACACAUGCUUGCGUUGAAUACAUUUUAUUAUUCAAACACUAAUUCCAUUUAAUUCAGUUUCGAUUUUUGUUUUUUGCAAUAUUUGUAACCAAUAAAUUAUUGUUAAUUUUUAGAAUCAAAUCAAUAAAAUAUU